Messenger RNA from Dichotomopilus funicola, 693 nucleotides. RefSeq names its product mitochondrial ribosomal protein subunit L20-domain-containing protein. Gene Ontology annotation, cellular component: mitochondrial large ribosomal subunit. The transcript has a single exon. Lineage: Eukaryota; Fungi; Ascomycota; Sordariomycetes; Sordariales; Chaetomiaceae. Gene Ontology annotation, molecular function: structural constituent of ribosome. The record is from RefSeq and is a predicted model, not a curated record. Bases 1 to 693 code for a protein of 230 amino acids.
AUGCUCCCCUCUGGAGUCCGACACAAGGCGACGUCGGCCCGGACCCGGCGCGCCCUUCGAAUUGGCCCGCACGGUUCGUUCAUCAGCCCUGACGGGAGCCCCGCCGACCGCGCCACCCGCCCGACAGCAGACCACAUCAUCUACAACCCGCCAGCCUCUGCUGCCUCCGUCCUCCACACGCCAUUCAAGUUCCUGCCGACCAACGACCCCCGUCGGCGUGCCAAUCUCGCCUCUGAACUUUUCUCCGUCUCCCACCCCGCGUCCGCCUCACCAUUACGACCCUCCCCGGCUUCUGCAGCACCUACACCUACAUCUUCAACAACAGAAACAUCACAAGCCCCGCCAGAUCCAACAGUCACGUCCACGGGAAUCUCUCCCGAAAGCUUCCCCGCAUUGGGCAAGCGCAAUGGCGAGCCCCUGUACAAGCCACAACACCAUCUGACCAAGGAAGACAUAGAGGAGAUGCGGAGAUUGCGCACCGAAGACCCCGUAACCAACAGUGUGCUGACGCUGGCCAAGCGGUUUAAGUGUAGCAAGCUGUUUGUGCUUAUGGUGUGCCAGGCGCCGCGUGGCCACAAGGAGAAGAUUGACGCCCAGCUGACGGCGACCAAGGAGCGCUGGGGUCCGCGCCGGCGGGCCGCUCGUGAGGAACGGGCUGCGCGGCUUGGGUUACUGUUUAACGGUCAACUUUGA